AUGUCUCUUGUCCAUCCGUACCCUGACACUUACAGAUUAUCCCAGUCAUCCCGACAGCCUUGCCCGAGCGAGGGGUCAUACAAGGAAUUGAUGUUCCCUGGCAUCGCGUCCCAAGCUAAUAAGCGCCUCCGUGAUAGACCAGCGGUGGGUGUCGAUUCUGGGGGUGGUAUUUACUAUCACUUGGUAUUGGAUCAAACGGGUCGACUCGCUGCGGUGGCCGUUCAUGGCCGGUUUGGUCGUCCUAAACUCUGUGUUGGGACUCACCUCGGCCUCUGGAUCUCCGGUCGCCUGCUGCAGGGUGCAGCCAACGGGGCGGUAUGGACAAUGGGCUCUGCGCUCUUGCGGCAGACAGUGGUGGAAGAAGGACUCGGGCAAGCAUUUGGCUACAUUGGAAUGGGGAUGAUUGUUGGGGGAAUCGCCGGACCCCUGCUGGGCGGUGCGCUAUACGAGCAUGCCGGCUAUUAUACGGUGUUUGGGCUGGCGUUUGCGCUGCUCGGCUUCGACAUGCUGCUCCGGAUUAUUCUGAUAGAGACGAAGCCCGCAACGAACGGGCUUGAGUCCCGUGGCGAAUUUCCGGACGGGCCAUUGCCCGCGCAUUCAGCCCCAGAUGAAGAGGCCAGGUUCCGCACUGUACAGACCGAUAUAGCAUGUGCGCCGCAGACGGCACCGCCCACAAACUCUAAAGCCGUCUCGGCUCUCUUGUCUUGUCCCCGCCUUUGGGUGGUUCUGUGGGGCUGCAUGGUGACUGCCAUGAUCAUGACAGCGUUCGACAGCGUCCUGGCGCUCUUUGUCCGGGAACGGUUUGGCUGGAACCAGUCGGCCCAGGGGCUGGUAUUUCUGGCAUUAUUUAUCCCACAACUGCUCAACCCGGCCGUUGGGAUGAUCCGCGACAGGUACGCGCGGGCCGGCCGCUACAUGGUGAGCGGGGCAUUUGCCAUCGGCUCCCUGGUCUUGAUCCUUCUGCGCUUUGUAGCGAACGACUCUAUGGGAUCCAAAGUACUUCUCUGUACGUUGCUCGCUGUCGUCGGUCUGUGUUUUACGUUCUCGAUGACUCCGUUAUUUGUAGAGAUCUCGGACGUGGUGCGCGACAUGGAGAAAAAAACUCCAGGGAGGCUGGACCAGGCAGCUGCGACAGCGCUGGGGUAUGGGCUCAUGAACUCCUCUUGGUCUGCGGGAGCUCUUGUUGGGCCAUUUCUGGCCGGAUUUAUCAAAAAUGCGGCCGGAUGGACUACGAUGGCUUGGGCGCUGGGACUGGUGGUUGGUGUGUCGGCAGUUCUGGUCCUGUUGUUCAUGGGAGAAAGCUGGUUGUUGCCCACCUGUCGAUCCGCAGCAUUAUGUCAGAAUGAAGUGAUAGAUGUGGGUAGUGUUCAUGACUAG
Molecule: messenger RNA, 1377 nt
Organism: Aspergillus pseudoviridinutans
Lineage: Eukaryota; Fungi; Ascomycota; Eurotiomycetes; Eurotiales; Aspergillaceae
Product: MFS transporter
Exons: 3
Coding region: 1-1377 (458 amino acids)
Biological process (GO): transmembrane transport
Molecular function (GO): transmembrane transporter activity
Source: RefSeq, a predicted model, not a curated record